Molecule: messenger RNA, 1380 nt
Organism: Oryzias melastigma (Indian medaka)
Lineage: Eukaryota; Metazoa; Chordata; Actinopteri; Beloniformes; Adrianichthyidae
Gene: smim36
Product: small integral membrane protein 36
Exons: 2
Coding region: 103-432 (109 amino acids)
Source: RefSeq, a predicted model, not a curated record
AUCUGUCUGCUGGUUCUGCUUCUCUUUUCAUGCCUCUCUCCAUCGGGCCGCGCUCCGGUUUGUGUCUGUUCUGUGGACCUUGGCGAGAUAUGAAGCGGCGCCAUGGGUUUCAUGGAAUUCUACCUGGAGAUUGACCCGGUCACCCUCAACCUCAUCAUCUUGGUAGCCAGCUACGUCAUCCUACUCCUGGUUUUCCUCAUCUCCUGCAUCCUGUAUGACUGCCGUGGCAAAGACCCCACUAAGGAGUACACCCAGGACGCCACCCCGGCGCCGCCCAGCCAGUCCCCCAUACGCCUGGUGGUCAUGCAGAACUCGCCCGCCUCGGGCCGCUAUGAGCCCAACAGCACCUCGGGUCACGGAGAGCCGCAAACGCCUGACCUGAGCCGGGACAGAGCGGAGAGGGAGAGGGAGAAGAGGAGCACUCUGGUCUGAGGAAGAGGAGUUCUGAGUCUGACCCGUCUUUUUACUCUUUUGAAAACUGUCUUCCCUCUCUCUAGAAGAUGAGCUGCCAAACAGCCUGCAGGGGUUUAACUCAUGACUUCAGGACUGACAUGGACUCGGGAAACAGGACCUGAUCAGGACCAACUGAUUGCCCAUUGGAGCUCCAAACUACCAGCAUCGACCUUCAUUCAUGAAACUCACCGUCCCUGGAACCCAACCACAGUCCAGACAGGAUGAUGGGCCGUGUGGCGUUCACUGACCUCACGUGGAUCUGGUGCUUUCUCACACAGCUUCUGCUGUAAGAGGAGUUAAAAUCAGUUGAACAGAAUCAUGUCAGGGGGUAUUAGGGGGGAGUCGAGCCCUUCUCUCUGGUGACUCCACAGAACUGUCAGAAUCUCUGGUUCUGGUCUGGUUCACUGCAGGACUCGCCCUCUCUGGAUCAAAUCCUCUUACAUAAAAAUGAAACUGGUUGCAUCCUAUCCAUCAUGUGAAUUGCACAGCCCCCCUCCCCCAUUUCAUGUUUAGGGAUUAUACGCUGACCGCUGAAGAGUAUUAAGAGCUUGUGUUAUGUUGUUGUGUUGUUUGUGUUCCCUCUCUGCUGUUUUUGCUGUCACUGGGGGAGGGGGGGGGGUUAUAUAAACUGGAGGUUGUCAGAGAUCUUGUUGUGCAGUUUUGAACCAGCAGUUCAUCUGAUGUCAGCAUGAGGUUUAGAGCCACCGCUUUCACUUUUCUCUUUGGGAAUGUCUAGAUUUCUAAAGGAAAAGAAGGAGUUAGAUAUUGUUGUUCAAACGUGCUUUACUGUAACAAACUAGGCUAAUGUCUGGCUGCAAGCUUUAAUGGGUAGUUAUUAGUUACAUUAUUAUUAGGGCUGGGUUGAUAAAAUCAAUUAAUCGAUUCAAAUCAAUUUAAGCUUAAUAAAUUAAUAAUUGAUUCAUAAAA